This is a messenger RNA of Seriola dumerili (greater amberjack), 2836 nucleotides long. It is a transcript of the gene hdac3, whose product is annotated as histone deacetylase 3. Gene Ontology annotation, molecular function: histone deacetylase activity. The transcript is spliced from 15 exons. Bases 120 to 1406 code for a protein of 428 amino acids. Lineage: Eukaryota; Metazoa; Chordata; Actinopteri; Carangiformes; Carangidae. The record is from RefSeq and is a predicted model, not a curated record.
GGUGAGCUCGGUGUUUACCAUGGCGGCUAUCUGCUAAUUGAAAGGGAAAUGCGGGUUCUUUAGCUGCUGCAACAGUCACAGUUUUACGGGGGGAAAAGCCAGAGGAUAUUUGUAAAAGAAUGACCAACAGAACAUCUUAUUUUUAUGACCCAGACGUGGGCAACUUUCAUUACGGUGCUGGCCACCCCAUGAAGCCUCACCGUUUGUCUCUGACACACAGUCUGGUGUUGCACUAUGGACUCUACAAGAAAAUGAUGGUGUUCAAGCCAUACAAAGCAUCUCAGCAUGACAUGUGUCGGUUCCACUCUGAAGACUACAUAGACUUCCUGCAGAAGGUCAGCCCCAACAACAUGCAGGGCUUCACAAAGAGCCUCAACACAUUUAAUGUGGGAGAUGACUGCCCUGUGUUUCCAGGUCUUUUUGAGUUCUGUUCAAGAUACACAGGAGCCUCUUUACAGGGGGCUACACAGCUCAACCACAAGAUCUGUGACAUUGCCAUCAACUGGGCGGGAGGUUUGCAUCAUGCCAAAAAAUUUGAGGCGUCUGGGUUUUGCUACGUCAAUGACAUCGUCAUCAGUAUACUGGAGCUGCUCAAAUACCACCCUAGGGUACUGUACAUUGACAUAGACAUUCACCAUGGUGACGGCGUCCAGGAAGCCUUUUACCUGACCGACCGCGUCAUGACUGUGUCUUUCCACAAAUAUGGGAACUACUUUUUUCCAGGGACAGGUGACAUGUAUGAGGUUGGGGCAGAGAGCGGCCGGUACUACUGCCUCAAUGUUCCUCUCAGAGACGGCAUCGAUGACCAGAGCUACAGGCAGCUGUUCCAGCCGGUUAUUAAGCAGGUGGUGGAUUUCUACCAGCCGACCUGCAUCGUUCUACAGUGUGGAGCAGAUUCUCUGGGCUGUGACAGACUGGGCUGCUUCAACCUCAGUAUACGAGGACAUGGUGAGUGUGUGGAGUUUGUAAAGAGCUUUAAGAUUCCUCUGUUGGUCCUGGGAGGAGGAGGAUACACAGUGAGGAACGUGGCUCGCUGCUGGACCUAUGAGACGUCUCUGUUAGUGGAUGAAUCCAUCAGCGAUGAGCUGCCUUACAGCGAGUAUUUUGAGUACUUUGCUCCAGACUUCACGCUGCAUCCUGACGUCAGCACCAGGAUAGAAAACCAGAACUCCAGACAGUACUUGGAGCAGAUCCGUCAGACGGUGUUUGAGAACUUGAAGAUGUUGAACCACGCACCCAGCGUCCAGAUCCAUGACGUCCCCUCCGACAUGCUCAGCUACGAACGCAACGACGAGCCCGACCCUGAUGAGCGGGGGGCCGAGGAAAACUACACCAGGCCAGAGGCAUCCAAUGAGUUUUAUGACGGUGACCACGACAACGACAAAGAGAGCGAUGUAGAAAUUUGACCUAUGGGAAAGAGAGAAGUGGAGCUUUUCCUUGCAGCCUCCUGUUUGCAUCGGCGGCGCUCUCCAGUCAUCACUGCAGAUCACAAAAAACACUUUCAGGAAGGACAGAAAAGACCCUCAAGCUCUCCGUUUACUCUCAACUAGUUUCUGUCAAUCCACCUUUCCACACUGACGUCAUGGCUGCUCCACCACCAUACCUCAGUAGUAUAGACAUGAUGUUGGCACCUGAGUCUUGUAUAUACUGUCAGCCCAAAUUACAUAUAUUUUCAUAAUGCUGGAUACUGAAACACAUGUAUAUACAGUAUAUCAGCUGUGUUACAGGAUCAGAUGCGCCUUCAUGUUCUGAAAACUAACCUUUUCUUUCAAAGUCAAAUAUGGAAAUUUUAGUAAUAGCAUUUUUUUUUAAUGUUUUUCUUUUCCUCCUGUAAUCUUGUCCAUGUUAUCUUAGCACUGAGUUGUAUUUAGCUUUUGAAAGAGGAAAAUGUUAUCUGCAACAUUUAAGCAUUUCAGUCAGCUGAAUUUUUGUUAAAAGCAGCAACAAGUUUGUCCCAAAAAAGAAAAUUGAGCAUCCGUUCUGUCAACGCCUGGGAUUUAAUUGCAGUGACAGAACGAUGUCUAUGUGAAGAUGACUGAAACCACAGCCACAGUUAUCACCAGGUGUCAUGGAGAAGUCGUGAGGAGGUUCUUGAUUUAUUCCAUCUUACAAGACACAGGCUAAAGUGAGAAGCUGUUCAAGGGCGUGCACAGAUACAUUAGACACACAUGAGCCAGUACAGAUGUUUAAAUGCAUGUGCACAGUUUUUAGACAGUCUCAGACGUACAAAUGAUUCCUGUUGUCGUUUCACUUCACCGCUUUUCUUAUUUUACAGUCACUGUGAAUCUGACAGAAUGUGGCAGUUUUUUUUUCCAUUUCCAUUUUUUUUUUACCACAGCAUUAUUCAUGUGCCUUACAGCUCUGACAUGUCAAACACUGUUGUAGGAGUGGGGCACAUUCAUGUCAACUUCAACUUUUUUGACACAGAUUUGGAUUUCUACAAGUGAAUAUCUGUAACUGAGGGCACCAGCUUGGAUCUGAUCCAAACAGAGACUCCUCCUCUCCUGUCUUUUCAUUCCUUUCUCUUAUUACUGUACAUACGUAUAAAUGUAUGAACUGUGAUUGUGUUCAUAAUGUAGAAGAGGACAAGACGGUGAAAAGGCUGGUGGUUUGGUAGAGAAACAUUUUGUACAUGAUGAGAUGACAGAGUGCAGGUCCUUCACUGUGCAGCUUCACUACGGAUGUACAUCAGUGGCAGUAGAACAGUUUGAAGCCACAUUAGAAACAUUUCUACCAUCUUCCACCCUUGGUCCUCUUUUAGCCAAAAACAGGUUUUAUGUGAUUUUUGAUAUUGUUGUCAGCAACUUUUUGUUUUUAAUAAAAAGAACAAUUCUAA